CACUCUUUGUAUUAGAAACAUUGUUGUUUUGAUUAAGAAUCUGAACAGCGGAUAUUUUUCAUUCGAAUGUAUUGAUCAUCCGCAUAGCUGUCAUUACCUUGGUUCUUUUUUUAAAAGUCAUCGUGUUUCUACUCAGAAAGGCAAACCACAGGCUACCCUUCUCCCAUUGUAAUUAUUUAUUCUCUGGGUCUUCCCCGAAAGCCGUAUUUACUUUUUUUGUUCCAACGCCUCUCCUCACACACACAUUUUCUCCAGUAGGACCGAGCAUCUCCUUUUCUUCCUUCUUUCUUUCUUUCUUUAUUUCCUCUUUACCCCAUCUAACGCAUGCAGCUUACAAACAAAGGCCAUGAGCCUUCUACCCAGCAGCAGCAGCAGGACAGUAAACAUCGCAGGUCGAUCAAACAGUCUACAGUGGCAGAGAGUCUGUUGAGUGACACGUUGUUUCCUCCGAGGAAGCCAAAGCCGGCUCGUAUGAUCUACGAUGACACUUUCGAUAGUGACAAUGAACAAUCCGAAGACAGUGACAAGGAUCCUGUUAAGAAGGAUCCGUUGGCUACGCAAGUAUGGAGAAUGUAUACCAAAGCAAAGGACAAUCUACCCAACGGCUCCAGACUGGAAAAUUUAACGUGGAGAAUGAUGGCUAUGACUUUGAAAAAAAAGGAACGAGAAGCAGCAGCCUCUUCCACCGUAUCGUCUCCACAAAGCGAUGUCGUCGAUGAUAGAAUCCGGCAUACUUCUCAACCUCCUUCCACCUUCAAGUAUCAUGAAGACGACUACCACCAUCCUAUGGCUUUGGACCAUGACGUCGCAGCCAAGAAAGAUAAAAAUACCAUGCAGCAGUCAGAAGCCCUUGUGCAGUCGCAAUACCGAGGUGCAACGGGUACUGACCCACCCGAGUCCGAUGAUACCACUGCUCUCUUAUCAUCAUCAGCUCCUCCGUACAUGUUUGAUUUCUUGAACAGCAACCCCGCUUUAACCAAUAGAACCGCCACCCAGCCAGAUUCCGGAGCCAGCAAUACUUUGGUUUCCGGCAGUACCAGAGCCUUGUUACCUGGAAAGUCUACUGGCGCCAUGUCGAACCGUGGCGGUCUACACCAACAUACGGUGAGUUUCAUCGUGCCUUGAUGUUCUUUGUUUUGUGCGCGCCCUCAAUUAAUCAAUGGCAUUUUUACCCCUUUCUCAAACGUAACCAAUCUUAGCCCACUAAAC
Molecule: messenger RNA, 1209 nt
Organism: Umbelopsis ramanniana AG
Lineage: Eukaryota; Fungi; Mucoromycota; Umbelopsidomycetes; Umbelopsidales; Umbelopsidaceae
Exons: 1
Coding region: 325-1125 (266 amino acids)
Source: RefSeq, a predicted model, not a curated record